AGCGGUUCUACAUGCUUCCUACGCCGCGGGCCCUUUCGUUGAGCUUUAGCCUGCGGGUCAAGAACCGCCACAACGAGUUCGUGAGUGGUUCGAGAAAGUUCCACCAGAAGGGUGGCCACCACGACAGCAACGACAACCACAUCUACGAGUGUCCGCCGGAGGUGGUUGCGACCCCGGUGGCGACCAUCCUGGCCACGCAAACGCUGCCAGCGCCCGGGAAGGCGUACGCGUGACACAAGGCCAAGGGCGCCACCGUUGGGCGCGGUGGACCCCUGGCCACGAUACGGGAGUCCCGGAAAAGCCGCGGCGAAAAGAGCGCCAAACAUGCCCGGAAUAGCACACAAUCAAACAAGCAGAGUAACGGCGGCAACGCUUUUGUUAUACACUGUAACGGCGCAGGUAACGGCCAAUGAUGCUUGUAGGAAGCCCGCGAAUCUCACAAAUUUAAACUUACACACACACACAUAAUUCGUGCCAAAAAUAAUUCUAGCAAACGUAUUUAGGAUAGACAGAAACACCUCGGAUAUCGAUUAAUCACAAAAGGCAAAACGCAAUCUCUGUUAGCUGAAGUAGAACAAAUUUUAGAUGAAGGCAUCCUCUAUCAUCGUAAUCAUUACUUAAACAUCCUAAACUUACAAACAAAAAGCAUCCACUCAUAUCCAUUCCCGUGAUUAGAAGAUAUCCUAGACUCGUUAUGUGAAACUGUAAAAAAUCGUUGUAAAUAUUUAUUUCACUAAGCAGAAACUAUUGCACGAAAAACGUCAUUCGUCUACUUUAAAACAAAAAGAAUCGUAACAAGAGCAUUUAAUAACGUAUUUAUUUGAAUCAUGUUAUUCACUACAAAAAAAAUCAAAACAACAAAUCAACCUACUAAAACGCCCCUGUUGAAAGGCACUACUUAAAUUUAAAAUAACCCACUCAAAAACAGCAAAUAGAACGCGCUCAAUCUGCCAGCAAAAACUAGAUAUGCCUUGAUUUUGCACCAAUUUUCCCCCCACCAUCAAACACCCUCACCCACACAGCCAAUAAAACACUGCCGAUUUGUAGACUGAUAUCAUUUUCGCGAGACGCGUCAGGCGACGAACCCGAUCGUUAUGUUAUAUGUUGUAAUAUAGAUUUUUCCUUCUUUGUACAGUAAGCUAGAGUGGUUUGAAACUCUUCAAGUUGCGUUUAAAAAGAGAAAGUUUUUUAAAAUCCCCUUUUUGUACAAUAUUUGACGAAGUACGCAGCAGCAGCAGCAGAAACGAGAAUGGUCUUUAAGCUUUGUUGAUGAAGGUUUUGUAGAAAGAGAUGAACAUUAUAGUAUGGUAAAUAUCGGAACGCAAUUGAAAAACUUCAUGUGUGGCAAGAGUUAGAAUGUAGGAUGGACGUUGCAAGAAAUAAUGGAAAUUGGAUAACCGAUAGCAAACGAUGGUGGGCAAAAACAAAAUAUGUUGACGUAUUUGUAGGGACUUAUACAAGAGAAAGUGUAACAUGCAAAACUAAUCCAUAAACGCAAUAAAAAAUUGUAUAUUUUAGAAAAA
This is a messenger RNA of Culex pipiens pallens (northern house mosquito), 1523 nucleotides long. RefSeq lists its product as uncharacterized. Bases 12 to 233 code for a protein of 73 amino acids. The record is from RefSeq and is a predicted model, not a curated record. The transcript has a single exon. NCBI's taxonomy places the organism in Eukaryota, Metazoa, Arthropoda, Insecta, Diptera, Culicidae.